Messenger RNA from Closterium sp. Naga37s-1, 2220 nucleotides. The record is from the annotation of a GenBank genome assembly. Lineage: Eukaryota; Viridiplantae; Streptophyta; Zygnematophyceae; Desmidiales; Closteriaceae.
AUGGCGGGCAGACGGGCAGCGCGCGCAACGAUACGCGCGGUGGCGAAGCAGGCAGGGGAGGUUGGUAGGAGCGGGGCGGUGAUCGGAGAUGGGUGUGUUGCGCGCGGGGAUGGGCCGGCCGCCUCGCAUCACUCCGUACCUCCGUCCCGCGCAUCCCUCCACCACUCGUGGGGCCCGCCAACGGCGCUGCCGCGUGAACACGCGCAUCUCGCCCGCCUCGUCAAGCGCGCAGCUGCCGCUUCAGUGGCGCCCACGCGGCUGCACGCGCGGCUGGCGGAACGGCGGUGGGGCCACGCGGCACGCCAGGCGAGCAGCAGCGACGCGCACCGCGCGACGUCGCUGCGACCGGUUUCCAAUGCCUACGCAGGGGUCGCUGUACGCCUGCGAGUGGUGUUCCAACCGGUGUCAAGCGACGACGACAGGCAGUCGGUCGAAGCUGACGGUGCCUCUUCAGACGAGGAAGCACAUGGUGCUGCGCUACUGGAUGGCAAGGAGAGUGCGCCCGAGGGCACGUUUCGGCCAGAGGACAACUUCGACACGCUUAUGGAGGUGUUCCGCUUCAUAGUCGGCUGCAACAAUGAUGCGGGUCUCUCGAACGAGAGUACGGUGUGGCUGCUGAACCUUCUGCGCGAUGAGCGCCUUGAGCUGGAGCGUAUCCGACAUUGGCGCACGUUGUACGCCGUGAUACGGUUCGGCAUGAACCUGCUAAUGUCUAGGCGCAACUACGAGACGACCACGUUCACCAUUCCUGGAUGGGACGACACGUUCCAGGUGGUUCGCACUAGCGGGACGGAGGUAAGCAAGGGACUAGCAGCCAAGGAUCCGACAGGGGUGGACCACUUCUUCGUGCCUCUGCUCUUCUCCUACGUUGCUGACUACCCCGAGACGUGCAAGGUCUCGUGCACGCAGCAACUGGCAUCGGCGAUGCCUUGCUCUAUCUGCUACGUGGGGCGAGGUCAGCUCCGAGACAUGGAGCGGGACCCAGCCGACCACCGCACGGUCCAGCAGCAGGAGCAGUUGGUUGGUGACCCAACGGAGGCGAAGGAGUACUCGACCAUUCCAAUCCCGACCAUGUAUCCCGACACUCGCCUGGCAGGACUUUGCCCUCCCGGGUCUGGCAGCUACUGGGCCAGCGGCGCAAACUUCACCGCCAGCGAGCAUGCCUCUGCCAUGAUGGUGCAUUACGCCCUCGCACCAUUCGCGCUCGAGGGGGAGGGGGAGAUCGUCAACAGGCUGGCGCUCGUGACUGUGCUUGGGUGGCACGAGUCUGGUGUGCGCGCUCCAAGUCACUCUGACGUGUCCCUUGGAGACUUCGAGCAGGCCACAAAGAGGAUGAUACAGACUGUGGAGUCUGUGUUCCCGCGCGAGGGAGAUGGGUGGAACCUAAUCAAGGUCCACCUCCUCACCCACGUGCCCGAGUCUGUCAGGCGCGCCGGGUUACCGAGCCAGUACUCGGCGGCUGUGUACGAGAACGCUCACAUCCGCACGUGCAAGCUGCCUUACAGGACAUCCAACCGCCGCCAGCCUCUGCAGGCGAUUGCCGCGCACAACAUGCGCGCCGCUGCGCUCGCGCAGCUGACAACGGCUCUUCCGGCCCGCAGACGGAACCAGACGGCUCUGACCCGGGCUAUUGUGUCGGGCAGCCCCCAGCUGACGGCAACGCGCAAGUCCCUGACUGCGCGGCCCGACCACGACCUUGACGCGGGCUCAGUGUUUGAGGAGAUCAACAAGGCCGUCGGGGGGCUCCUGAUGGACUACGACACUAAGAUGCACCACGCCGGCCUGCGUCCCUUCCCAGCCUGGGCGCACACUGCAGUGGCGCUGCCGGCCCUGCCAACCGACCACGGGCACAUCAAGCCCCAUUAUGCCCGUGCUGCAGCAUCGCUGCACGGGCGCACGGCCUUCUCCUGCGUGGAGUACGAUUCGGCCCGUGGACAGACCCAGUACGGACGGCUGCUCAUGCUGCUGGAUGCAGAGCGUCCGCUGGACGACAGCAACCAUGAGCCAGCAGAGGUGGCCGUGCUGCAGAGGCUGACCCCCCAGGGCCUUGACCAGUGCACAGGCUGCCAGAUGCUCGGCCCACCCGUGUACUAUCGGGGGCUCGCUGUCGUCCCCAUCUCCCAGCUCUGCCGCGCAGUCCACUGCGUUCCGUCGUUCAAUGAGCCAGACCUCUGGUACCUGAACAAGUGGGCAUACCUUAUCAACGAGGAACGGGACUAG